This is a messenger RNA of Aptenodytes forsteri (emperor penguin), 753 nucleotides long. It is a transcript of the gene TBKBP1, whose product is annotated as TBK1 binding protein 1. Gene Ontology annotation, cellular component: cytoplasm. The transcript is spliced from 5 exons. The coding region runs from base 1 to 753 and encodes 250 amino acids. Lineage: Eukaryota; Metazoa; Chordata; Aves; Sphenisciformes; Spheniscidae. Gene Ontology annotation, biological process: canonical NF-kappaB signal transduction. The record is from RefSeq and is a predicted model, not a curated record.
AUGGACUCCAUGUUCGAGGACGACAUCAGCAUCCUGACGCAGGAGGCGCUGGGGCCGGACGAGGACUGGCUCGACAGCCCCAACACUGACCUCUCGGGCGAGAUGUGCUCGGCCUCCCACUUCGCCCUCAUCACCGCCUACGACGACAUCAAGAACCGUCUGACAGGGCUGGAGAGGGAGAACUCCACGCUCAAGCGCCGGCUCAAGAUGUACGAGGUCAAGUACCCGCUGAUCGGUGAGUUUGGGGAGGAGCACAUCUUCUCCCUCUACGAGGCCAAGGAGACGUCGCUGCUCAAGAGUGAGAAGGCGUCGCUGCAGCAGCAGCUCAACCAGUUCCAGCACGAGCUGCAGAAGAGCAAAGAGCGGGAGGAGCAGCUGGAGGAGAUGAUCCAGGCCUACGAGAAGCUGUGCGUGGAGAAGGCUGACCUGGAGACCGAGCUCGGAGAGAUGGUGGGUGCCGGCGGAGGGGUGGGGCCCCCCCCCCCCCCCCCCAGCCCGGGGGGGGGGGCCAUCCGUUGUGCCUCCUUCUGCGCUGGCUUCCCCAUCCCCGAUGCCGACGCCGCGCACCGGACGGCCGCUGCCUACGCCCGGGCAGAGCACGCCCAGUCCUGGCCCUCGAUCAACCUGCUGCUGGAGACGGUGGAUUCGGAGGUGCGGAGCUGCCCGCUGUGCCAGCUGGCCUUCCCCAUCGGCUACCCGGACGAUGCCCUGGUGAAGCACAUCGACUCGCACCUGGAGAACAGCAAGAUCUGA